Messenger RNA from Chanos chanos (milkfish), 1130 nucleotides. RefSeq names its product tumor protein p53 inducible protein 3 (gene tp53i3). The record is from RefSeq and is a predicted model, not a curated record. The transcript has 7 exons. The coding region runs from base 102 to 1130 and encodes 342 amino acids. NCBI's taxonomy places the organism in Eukaryota, Metazoa, Chordata, Actinopteri, Gonorynchiformes, Chanidae. Gene Ontology annotation, molecular function: NADPH binding; quinone reductase (NADPH) activity; quinone binding.
AAACGUGACCCCUUCACUAAUACUCGUCGGACAGUGCAGCAUUUUCGGGACUAUUCUGUUAAUUUAUUUAACUUCACAUCUUGGUCAACACAGAAGGGACAAUGCAAAGUAAUACUGAGGAAAAAAGUUCAAUGUUGGCAGUAUAUGUCGACAAACCUGGAGGUCCUGAGCAGCUCCAUUUGCAAACUGUCCCCAGACCUCAACCUAAACAUGGGGAGGUCCUCAUCAGAGUCCACGCCACUGCUUUAAACAGGGCUGACUUGUUACAGAGAAGAGGCUUGUACCCAGCUCCUCCUGGAGAAAGUGAGAUCUUGGGUCUGGAGGCAGCUGGAAUUAUAACUAGUCUUGGCCCUGGAGUGAAGAAGAGCUGGAGACCAGGAGAUCAGGUUAUGGCCCUGCUGUGUGGGGGGGGAUAUGCAGAGUUUGUAGCAGUGCCUGAAGAACUCCUAAUGCCAGUUCCUAAACAUCUCACGCUUGUUCAAGCAGCAGCAGUGCCAGAGGCCUGGCUUACAGCCUACCAACUGCUACACUUCAUAGCCAGAGUGAAGCAGGGAGAGACGGUGCUGAUUCAUGCAGGGGCUAGCGGGGUCGGCACGGCAGCCAUUCAGCUGGUGAGACUGGCUCAGGCUGUCCCGAUUAUUACAGCAGGAAGCCCUGAAAAAUUAAAGAUGGCAGACAAACUGGGAGCAGCCGCUGGCUUUAACUACAAAGAGGAGGAUUUCUCAGAGAGAGUUCUUCAGCACACUGAAGGUAGAGGGGUUGAUGUUAUCCUAGAUUGCAUUGGAGGGGCCUGCUGGGAAAGGAAUGUCCGAAGCUUAGCCAUGGAUGGAAGAUGGGUGCUCUACGGCAUGCUGGGAGGAAAGACAGCCGAGGGUGACUUGCUCGGCAAGCUUUUAUUUAAGCGUGGCCAUCUCCUUAGCAGUCUCCUCAGGUCACGAAGUCUGCAGUAUAAAGCAGAAUUGGUCAGGAGUUUCACGGAACAGGUCUUGCCUCACUUUCUGACCUCUGGCGAGUCGCUGCGGCCUGUGAUCGACAGCGUGUUUAACUUAGAGGCAAUUGCUGAGGCUCACAGGCACAUGGAGGCCAACAGAAAUAUUGGAAAAAUAGUCAUUAAAAUGGACUCUCAAUAA